This is a messenger RNA of Trichoderma harzianum CBS 226.95, 4461 nucleotides long. RefSeq lists its product as hypothetical. The transcript has 7 exons. Gene Ontology annotation, molecular function: RNA binding; ATP binding. Bases 1 to 4461 code for a protein of 1486 amino acids. Gene Ontology annotation, cellular component: intracellular anatomical structure. The record is from RefSeq and is a predicted model, not a curated record. Lineage: Eukaryota; Fungi; Ascomycota; Sordariomycetes; Hypocreales; Hypocreaceae.
AUGGCUGGCGCAAAGAAGAAGAAGAAGCCGGCAGCCAAUCCGGCGCGAGGCUUUGCGACGACCUCUGUUGCGUCCAAGCCUCGCCUAGAAAUAGCAGAGCCGACAGGAUCUCAACCUUCUUCGGGUGUCAGCACCCCCAAGACUGCCCCUCCAGUUGGAUCAGAAGCAACCCCGCUAUCAUCGAAGCCAACCGUGGCGAGUGGCGAGCAAACAACAGCCAAAGAAGCCGUACUGAGCCCCGAAGAGUUCGAACGACAGCUUGAAGAAUCAGAACUGCAGCUGUUUGUAGAAAAAUACUCGCAGAAAGUCAAGCGAGAUGCUCAACGCCAGUGCUCUCGAUUGGAGACCGAUCGGCGCCUGCUUCGGAGCCAGGCUGAAACUAUCAACACGCCAAAAUGGCUGCCUCGGGAAUUGAUGGAUCAUAUCCUUGACCUGAUCAAGGCUGAAAGUCGCUUCUAUGCCUCUAGCCUUUCAUCCGAAAACGCUGGGCCUGGAAAGAUGCCGUCUGAAGAAGAGUUGGUAUCACGCAUCUGGACGUUGCAGCAGACGCUCUCCGGAGCCGCCUUUUCUGAAAAAAUCGUCGAAAGCGCUAUACAGCAUAUCUUGGAUAUCGCACCAAACAUAUCGGCUGCUCCUCGAGAUUAUAUAUGGGGUCUAGAAGAAGCUCUGGAAUGGCUCGCUCGUGAAUCUCCGCUUGAAGAUCUCCCCACGUACGGGACCAGGACCAAGGCAGUUUCCAAAGACGCUACCGAUAGUGCAUCUGGGCCCCCGUCUCGCACAAGCACCCCCAAGUUAAACGUAGCUCAAGCCGGUCGUACGGAGAAAGGCAAUGCACCAAAUACUCGCCCUGGCAAAGCCCGGGCAUCUCCAAUUGCUACAUUCGAUGGUGAUAUUGAGCCGGAGGAUUUGAUACCAGAAUACGUCGCCACAAAAGCAAAGUUACUCGAGCUUGGCCACCUGGAAAAAGGAGCGCAGUCCAAAUCCACCAAGCCGCAGGGCAAGGAAAAUGAGACGGACAUGGCAGCAGUGGCUUACCUGGAAUCCAAACUUAAGGCCAUAGAAUCUGAUGUUCUGUUUGACAAAUUCUUGGCAGAGCAACAAUGGAAGAAAGAGAAAGUUGUUUUGGAGAAGCAACUUGCUUUGGCUAGGAAGAGUGCUGCCACUGACUCAAACAGCCCGUCACAAUCUGAAGACCCCGCGCCACCAUUAGAAGCGGACGACGAUAUUACUGCUAUAGCUGAGAAGAUGGCUCAAGAGCUCCUCGCCGAGAGUAAUGAAGACGACGAUAUCGCAGGCUUAUUCGAAUCUCUCCCCCAGAGCGAAGUCGACCCGACCACAGGAAAGCUCCAGACGGUAGUAAACUCUUCAGACGGAGUAAAGCUUAUUAUUCGAGAAUUUUCCAAAUGGACAGGAGUCACCCCAAAACGAAUCUUGGAAGAUGCCUGUCGUUCUAGAGACCCAUCUGUCAAUAUCAAGUUUACAGUUGUUUCCGAGGCUAGUUUUGCUAACCGCCAUUCGGUGGAUAUUUUGUGGUCAAAGCCGCAGGACCCUGCCCAGAUUGUGGCCAGCGCGGACGUUGAAGCAGUGAUUGACCCUUCACACUUCAGGUUUACUAUGACCAAGGUUGCUACACCGGAUACGAAGCAAUCAGAGGCCUACAUUGCCACAGCGGCGCUAUUCCACAUAUUCAAUGGUAAUCCUAAGGAAGAGAAAGUUAACCUUAGGCUUCCAACUGUCUGGCGCGAUUUUUGGUCUGAGAUGGCUGAAGCCAAAAAGGGCCAUUUUGAUGCGCAAGAUCGAUUAGCCGUGAAACAACUCAAGGCUCUUGUCCGUCAAAGGCAGGAUCAAGAGCUUGAAGACGGCGUUGUUCUGCAGGGUGCGUUCCGGGGUCGCAAUAAUACCAAGGCUUCGCCAGAGGCUGCCGAAUCAGGACAUGUCGAGCGAUCAAAGAACAUUGAGAGCGACGACAAUUUGAAAAAGUUAUGGGCAUCGAAGUCGGGCAGGAAGAAAUAUGCAGCCAUGCUAGAAUAUCGAGUACAGCUUCCCAUGUGGAAAUUCAAAAACAAUGUUUUGGAUGCUGUAGAUAACAAUCAAGUUAUAAUUAUCUGCGGAGAAACCGGCUGCGGCAAAAGUACACAAGUCCCGGCGUUUUUGCUGGAGCAUGAGCUGUCACAAGGCAGACAAUGUAAAAUAUAUUGCACGGAGCCUCGUCGAAUUUCAGCCAUAUCCCUAGCUCGUCGGGUAAGCGAGGAGUUGGGCGACGAAAGGGGUGACUUGGGGACUUCUAGAUCCCUCGUUGGCUAUUCCAUCCGCCUUGAAUCAAACACGUCCAAAGAAACACGGCUUGUAUAUGCUACCACGGGAAUUGUUAUGAGAAUGCUUGAAGGUUCAAACGACCUUGGCGAAGUUACACACCUAGUACUCGACGAGGUCCAUGAACGCUCCAUUGAUAGCGAUUUCCUUCUUAUCGUUCUUAAGCGUCUCCUGAAACGCCGGAAAGACUUGAAGGUUAUCUUGAUGUCUGCUACUGUUGAUGCAGAGCGAUUUUCUGCAUACCUAGGUGGUGCGCCUGUUCUUAACGUCCCAGGAAGAACAUUCCCGGUCAUGGUCCGCUAUCUAGAAGAUGCUGUUGAGCUUACUGGCUAUACCCCCGCCAAUUCGGAAUCUGAUCGGCUUGUUGAUCUUGAUGACGAUGUAGGCGAGAUCGAAGUAGAGGGCUUGAAAACAGAAAUGGCACAGAGCCUCGCAGGCUAUUCAAACAGAACCAAGACGGUUCUCGCUCAGAUGAACGAAUACCAAAUCGACCUCGACCUUAUUGUGGAACUGAUCGCUCGAGUUUCUAUAGAUGAAUCACUACAGCAGUACAGUAAUGCAAUCCUGGUCUUUUUACCUGGAAUUGCAGACAUAAGAUCACUGAACGAUAUGCUAUUGGGAGACCCUCGGUUUUCCGCUGGCUGGCUUGUUUACCCUCUACACUCUACGAUCGCCAUGGAGGACCAAGAGGCAGCUUUUCUUGUACCACCUCAAGGCAUGCGAAAGAUCGUAUUGGCGACGAAUAUUGCAGAAACUGGAAUCACUAUUCCAGAUGUUACCUGUGUCAUCGACACGGGCAAACAUCGCGAAAUGAGAUUCGAUGAGAAGAAGCAGCUUUCCAGGCUGAUCGACACAUUCAUAUCAAGAGCCAAUGCAAAGCAACGAAGAGGGCGUGCUGGUCGUGUGCAGAAUGGACUAUGUUUCCACAUGUUCUCCCGGUACAGGCACGAUACACUUAUGAGUGAUCAGCAAACUCCGGAGAUGCUCCGGCUUUCUUUGCAAGACUUGGCGAUACGAGUCAAGAUCUGUAAGAUAGGCGGCAUCGAAGAGACACUAGGUGACGCUUUGGAUCCUCCCUCGGCAAAGAAUAUACGUCGGGCUGUUGACGCACUUGUGGAUGUGCGGGCCUUGACUGGCACAGAAGAUCUCACCCCUCUUGGUUAUCAAUUGGCAAGAUUGCCUCUGGAUGUUUUCUUGGGAAAACUCAUCCUCUUGGGAUGCGUAUUUAAAUGCCUAGACAUGGCCAUCACCGUCGCGGCAAUCUUAUCGUCCAAAUCGCCAUUUUCUGCUCCGUUCGGACAGCAGACGCAAGCAAAUAAUGCGAGAGCAGCUUUCCGCCGUGCAGACUCGGAUGUCCUUACAACUUACAAUGCAUAUGUAGCGUGGAAGCGAGUAUGCCAAGCGAAUGGAGGUUACGGAAAAGAAUUCCAAUUCUGCAGAAAGAACUAUCUCAAUCAGCAGACGCUCACCAACAUUGAAGAUCUAAAGGGGCAACUUUUGACGUCCCUGGCCGACUCCGGAUUUCUAUCCCUGACGGAGGAUGAGCGGCGAGCUUUAUUGAAGCUUCGAUUUUCUUCCGGUGGUCGCAGCCGUCGUCAGCAGCAAUUUGUCGAGGUACCCCAACGAGUCAACCUCAACAGCGAUAACGAUAUUGUAUCAACUUCCGUUAUUGCAUGGAGCUUCUACCCCAAGCUUCUCGUGAGAGAUGCACCAGGUUCCAAGGGGCUCCGCAAUAUAGGAAACAACCAAUCCAUUAGCCUUCACCCAAGCUCUGUCAAUCGAGGGCUGUUCGAGAUCAAAUGGCUAUCGUAUUAUACUAUAAUGCAAACCAAAUCGGUUUAUCGUGCACAUGAAACCAGUGCCACGGAACCUUUCUCGAUAGCACUGCUUUGUGGUGACGUACGCUGCGAUCUAUACUCUGGCGUUAUAGUGUUGGAUGGUAACCGGGGUCGUUUCGCCAUUCCGGAUUGGAAGACAAUGCUCGUCAUUAAAGUCUUGCGCACGCGGUUGCGAGAACUACUUACUAGAACCUUCAAGCAACCCGGCAAGCUGCUCACUGCACAGCAGGAGAAGUGGUUCGACGUGUGGCAGCGUCUAUUUUCCCAGGACUUCAACCAAGAUAAGAUUGUCAACACCGUCAGUCUCUAG